AUGCCUUUCCGACUGUUCCGCACACUUCUCAACAAUGAGAAGACUAUUCAGCAGGUAAGAUGGUUUCUUCGCAAAUUUUCCACAAAAAAGGUUUUAGCUCGCCGAAUCGGCUCCGAUUCGAGUUGCCGCGAAGGCGAUCGUGCGUGGAAUGCGACAAGUUGAGGAAAAAGUGGAAAAAAUCGAAGUGGGCAAGAAAUUGGACAAAUUCAAGGCGAUUUACGAGGAAGAAUAUCAGAAGGCGCUGAAAAAGUAG
Molecule: messenger RNA, 253 nt
Organism: Caenorhabditis sp. 36 PRJEB53466
Lineage: Eukaryota; Metazoa; Nematoda; Chromadorea; Rhabditida; Rhabditidae
Source: the annotation of a GenBank genome assembly